Hibiscus syriacus is the source of this 1066-nucleotide messenger RNA. RefSeq names its product ervatamin-B-like. Gene Ontology annotation, molecular function: cysteine-type endopeptidase activity. The record is from RefSeq and is a predicted model, not a curated record. The coding region runs from base 47 to 1066 and encodes 339 amino acids. The transcript has 2 exons. NCBI's taxonomy places the organism in Eukaryota, Viridiplantae, Streptophyta, Magnoliopsida, Malvales, Malvaceae. Gene Ontology annotation, cellular component: lysosome.
CUUCUCCUUCUGCAGCAUAUCCACCUUUCGGGAUAAAAAUUUGCAGAUGGGGAAUGCUAGUUUCACCCUUUUACUUGUGUGUGCCUUAUGGAUGUGCUCGGGAGUAUGGUGCCACUACAACUGCUCCGUAGGGUACGAUUCGGACAAAAUGCUAGAACGAUACGAACGAUGGCUGAGCCGACACGGCCGGAAGUACAAGAACAAGAAUGAAUGGGCGUUGCGGUUCGAGAUUUAUAAGUCCAAUGCUUUGUUCAUCGAUUGCAUCAAUUCUCGGAACCUAUCAUACAAGUUGAUUGACAACAAAUUUGCAGACAUGUUAAAUGAUGAGUUCAGAGCUGUGUAUUUGGGUUACCAGAGGUUAAGGUUUCCACGUGAGACCAAAAUCUUCCAACGAGACAAAUAUCACGAUUUGCCAAAGAGCAUAGAUUGGAGAAAGAAAGGUGCAGUGACUGCUGUCAAGGAUCAAGGCACCUGUGGAAGUUGUUGGGCGUUCUCAGCGGUGGCGGCCAUAGAAGGAAUCAAUCAAAUUAAGACCGGAAAGUUGACGUCUCUUUCAGAACAAGAACUUGUUGACUGUGACACCGACUCAUUUAAUGAAGGCUGCAACGGUGGAGACAUGACCAAAGCAUUCGAAUUCAUUAUAAAGAAAGGUGGAAUUGCCGCCGACAAAGACUAUCCAUACGUGGGAACAGACGGCAGCUGCAAGGAUAAAGAAGCUAGAAAUUAUGCAGCUACGAUUAGUGGAUACGAAUUAUUACAUAAAAACAUGGAGAAAAGCCUGCUAGUUGGAGUCGCCAAGCAACCUGUAUCAGUUGCCAUCGAUGCAGGUGGGUAUGAAUUUCAAUUCUACAGAAGCGGUGUCUUCACCGGAGGUUGUGGAUAUCAACUCAACCAUGGAGUUGCAGUAGUCGGCUAUGGAGAAGAUGGCAGUAAGAAGUACUGGCUAGUUAAGAAUUCCUGGGGCACCUCCUGGGGAGAAUCUGGAUAUAUUAGGAUGGAACGUGAAGUCUCUGAUGAAAGAGGCCUAUGCGGUAUUGCUAUGGAUUCUAGUUACCCUGUAAAGUGA